This is a messenger RNA of Protopterus annectens (West African lungfish), 1019 nucleotides long. RefSeq names its product proproteinase E-like. The transcript is spliced from 7 exons. Bases 57 to 893 code for a protein of 278 amino acids. Gene Ontology annotation, molecular function: serine-type endopeptidase activity. The record is from RefSeq and is a predicted model, not a curated record. Lineage: Eukaryota; Metazoa; Chordata; Ceratodontiformes; Protopteridae. Gene Ontology annotation, biological process: proteolysis.
AUUGUAACACCUUGUAUAACAUGGUAUGAUACUAUAGGGAGUUCUUACAGCAUACAAUGUUACAAAAUAUGACAAAUUGUCAAAGGCAUUUCACAGCAUGCAGUAUUACCUGUAAAACCUCUGUUUUUCUAGCUUACGGAUGCGGGGUGCCUUCUUAUCCCCCAAAUGCGAGAGUGGUGAAUGGUGAGAAUGCAGUGCCAUACAGCUGGCCUUGGCAGAUUUCACUGCAAUACCUGAGCGGGGAUGCUUAUUAUCAUACCUGUGGAGGAACCCUCAUUGCCCCAAACUGGGUCAUGACAGCUGCCCACUGCAUCUCAUCCCGUACAUACCGAGUUGUCGCUAGUGAAUAUGACAGGGAUGUGGUUGAGGGCUUUGAACAGAAUAUGGCCGUUGAGAAGAUCAUUGUCCAUGCUGGCUGGAACAGUGCUUGUGUCUCGUGUGGGAAUGAUAUUGCACUGAUCAAACUUGCUAAGUCCAUCACUCUGAAUGAUAAGGUGCAACUAGCCUGUCUUCCAGCAGAUGAUGAAAUCCUUCCCCACGACUACCCAUGUUACAUCACAGGAUGGGGCAGACUUUACACUGGUGGACCUCUUCCUGGAAAACUUCAACAAGCUCUUAUGCCAAAUGUUGAAUAUGCUGUUUGCAGACAGAGUGACUGGUGGGGUUCAAGUGUGAAAAGUACCAUGGUUUGUGCUGGUGGGGACACCAAAGCUGGUUGUAAUGGUGACUCUGGUGGACCUUUGAACUGCAAGGGCUCUGAUAACAGAUGGUACGUUCAUGGAGUAACCAGCUUUGUCUCCUCUCGAGGAUGCAACACUAUUAAAAAGCCAACAGUCUUUACCAGAGUUUCUGCAUUCCUUUCCUGGAUCAACACAAAUAUGGCCAGCAAUUAAUCCAUUGAAGAAACAGAAGCUUACAUCAUUUUUCUCAUGAAUUUAGUGUGGGAACAAAACUAGAAUAUUGAACAAAUGUAUGUCUGAUUUGAAUUUCUGUGUGUCUGUCAACUACACCUAAGUAAU